Molecule: messenger RNA, 4127 nt
Organism: Macaca mulatta (Rhesus monkey)
Lineage: Eukaryota; Metazoa; Chordata; Mammalia; Primates; Cercopithecidae
Gene: PSMC3IP
Product: PSMC3 interacting protein
Biological process (GO): meiotic joint molecule formation; homologous chromosome pairing at meiosis; meiotic strand invasion involved in reciprocal meiotic recombination
Cellular component (GO): condensed nuclear chromosome; DNA recombinase auxiliary factor complex
Molecular function (GO): recombinase activator activity; double-stranded DNA binding
Source: RefSeq, a predicted model, not a curated record
CAAGCUCCACCUCCUGAGUUCACGCCAUUCUCCUGCCUCAGCCUCCCAAGUAGCUGGGACUACAGGCGCCUGCCACCACACCCGGCUAAUUUUUUGUAUUUUUAGUAGAGACGGGGUUUCACCAUGUUAGCCAGGAUGGUCUCGAUCUCCUGACCUCGUGAUGGGCCCAACUUGGCCUCCCAAAGUGAUGGGAUUACAGGUGUGAGCCACCGCGCUCGGCGCCUUCAUUUCUAAUUCUUAAUAUUGUCUCCUAAACGUGCAGAGACAAGCACACGUUUUAAAGGCUAAGGAGGCUGUAGGUAGCAGAAGGCUUUAAAAAGUAGCACCUUGCUCCUCCACUGGAUCGUUUGAGCUGAAGGGACAGCUGCUCUUUGGCUUUCAGCUGACCUCAGAAACUAGAAAUAUUUAUUUCAGGCUCUGUCCCAUUGGCCACUGUGGUCAGGGGUGGAAAGCACCUGCCAGGUGUUGCCCUGAGAUUGACUGGGCUAACAAACUUUUCCACAAGCUUUGUGGUUGAACAGUAGCCCCCUCCUAACCCUAUCUUUCCUUGGCGUCCAAACUACAGCAGGUGUCGAGUGCCCCCUGGGUGCGAAGCUCGGUAUUAGGCAAAUAAGGGUGGUUGCUCUCCAAGGCGCUUAGUUGUCACCUUCCUACUUUUUUGUUCGAGACUGCGUCUCGCUCUGUCGCCAGGCUGCAGUGGCGUGCUCAUGGUGGCUCACAGCAGCCUCGAUCUCCGGGGCUCUGGUGACCGUCCCACCUCAGCCUCCAGAGUAGCAGGGACCACAGGAGCGCGCCACCACGCCUAACUUUUUGUACUUUAUUUGCAGAGAUGGGGUUUCACGUUGCCUAGGCUGGUCUCGAAUUCGUGUGCUCAAACGAUCCGCCCGCCUCAGUCUCCCAAAGUGAUAGGAUUACAGGCGUGACAUGCCACAGUGCCCGACCAAGGCGCUUAGCUUUCACAACCACUUGUGUUGUUUUCACAACCACUUUCCUAUCACUAUCUACUGUUCCUAUUUUACAAAUGACAAAACUAACCGACAAAAGAGCGCUGGACCGUGGGAUCAGGGCACGUCCCUGUGGGGUAACCUUGAGCUGGUCGCUUGCCCAGCGCGGCAGCUGAUGUCUGAAGUGUCUUCCAGUCCCAACACUCGACCUAACUCAAGGUCACCAGUGCUCAGCUGCGGCUGGAACUGGAUCUCGAAAAUUAAAGGCCUUCUCUGCUACAGCCUUCGUUCCCGGGGGCAGAAAGAGGAAGCUGCUCAGCUGUGGGCACGCCGGCGCCUUCGCAGAGGCCCUGGGCUCGAGGUCCGGCCCGGAUGCGCAAGUUCCGGCCUGAAAUGAACUAUGGGGUCCGGGAGGGGUCGCCUUGUUCCUCCGGAAGGCUUCCCCUUCAGCCAAUCACCGUUCGAGGUCCGCCCCCCGUCCCCGGAAGGAGCCGUCGCCCCGAGCAACUACAACGUCCGGCUUUCUGAGUUGGGUGGCGGGAAAGGCGAUGAGUAAAUGCCGGGCAGAAGCUGCGGCGGGAGCCGCCGGGAUCCUCCUGAGGUACCUGCAGGAGCAGAACCGGCCCUACAGCGCCCAGGAUGUGUUCGGGAACCUGCAGCGGGAACACGGACUGGGCAAGGCGGUGGUGGUGAAGACGCUGGAGCAGCUGGCACAACAAGGCAAGAUCAAAGAGAAGAUGUACGGCAAGCAGAAAAUCUAUUUUGCGGAUCAGGACCAGUUUGACAUGGUGAGUGAUGCUGACCUUCAAGGCCUAGAUGGCAAAAUCGUGGCCCUCACUGCCAAGGUGCAGAGCUUGCAGCAGAGCUGCCGCUACAUGGAGGCUGAGCUCAAGGAAUUAUCUAGUGCCCUGACCACACCAGAGAUGCAGAAAGAAAUCCAGGAGUUAAAGAAGGAAUGUGCUGGCUACAGCGAGAGACUGAAGAACAUUAAAGCAGCUACCAAUCAUGUGACUCCAGAAGAGAAAGAGCAGGUAUACAGAGAGAGGCAGAAGUACUGUAAGGAGUGGAGGAAGAGGAAGAGGAUGGCUACAGAGCUGUCUGAUGCAAUACUUGAAGGAUACCCCAAGAGCAAGAAGCAGUUCUUUGAGGAAGUUGGGAUAGAGACGGAUGAAGAUUACAAUGUCACACUCCCAGACCCCUGAGGGGCCCGCAGUCGGGAGUGAUGGGGACUGCAGGAUGUCAGAAGAGUGAGAUGUCCUGGACUGGCUACCUUGUUUUUGGUUGGCUUUUGUUGUUGUUCCUGCUGCUUUUCACCUUUAAGCAAAGCAGUCAGGAGACGGGCAUAAACCAGAGCACUGGGUGGAGGAUGAGGGCUGCUGGCUGGGGUAGACCCAGCCCAUUUCAUUGUCUAAAUUGCAGUAGCUUGAGGUUAACAUUUAGACUUGGAACAAUGCUAAAGGAAAGCAUUUGGCAACAUUUAUUGUAAUUUAAUUUGAUAUAAAAAUAUUUAAUUUCCUCUGGAUAGUCAAACCUGCCAGAUACCAAACCUGAGGAAGGCAGACGUGAACCUGGAGAACUAAGGCAGAGAGAGGUUGCUAUAAAAUGAGCAUUUGGAGGGCCCACAGCUUCACUCAGGACCUACUGGGCUUGUGUACCCCAGGAGACCUUUCGAGUAUCUUUUGUACUCUUUCACCCCACCCCCAAGUCCUAGGAGAAACGCAGGCAACACUGAGACAUGGGAGAGGCCAAGAUAUGCUAGACAGAAAGGCUGGGGGUGAUUUUGAGGCCCACUUAAUAUUUCAACAUUGUAACCGUAGCAAAAUUCCAUUGGUAUUUAGGAAAAUAAAAAAUUUCCAGUAUGUACUGCUGUAUUACACCUGCCUCUGCAGCAUCACAGCCCGUGGGAACCAGGAGGGCUUCCCUUACCACCCAGAGCAGAGGAGGAAGGUGAUGGAUUAUGAAGCGAGGGGAGGAACCUGGUGGCUCCUCCCUAAGAUGGCCAGAAAGCCCUUGGCCUCACCUGGGACUGACCAGGCAGCCCUAGUCUAGGCACAAGGUGCCCUUUCACCCUUCGUGGCGGUGGGAAUAUUUCCUCUUACUCUUUUUCUCCCAUACAGCUACUGCCAAAAUGCCCAAAUGUGGGCCAAAUGUUGCCCAAGAGACCAAAACAGAGAAAAAAGUUUCCAAAUCUGUGUAGAUUAUGAGUAGAAAUCUGAGGCUUGAAGAAAGGGCUGAGAGGGCAGGAGCUCUUUGGGGUGUCCAGAGCAGACACCCAUCCCAAGGACUUCCAUGGAGUGGGGGAUAGGCUGGUUAGGUCUAGUUUUAUCGUCAAUAUAAUAAAUUAAUCAGAAGCUUUCACAAAACACCGCAGCUCCACUGAAGAUAAAAUGGGGCUGGGAAAACCAAACACCAAGUAGAAACCAGCUGAGCAGUGUGAGGUGUUGUAGUCCAAUCUCACGGGCCCAGCAGUUCAGUGGCCAAGUAGAGAUUCAAGGGCCUCUUGUUGGCUGUUCUGCAGGUUUCCAAGAACUGGUCAGUAAAGCUGGUUUUUCAAUUGGUGCAGGACGCCAAUCACAAUCUCCCGCAGGGUCUGGCGAGGGCAGCAGAGGAAGAAAUAGACAAUGCCCAGGUCAGUGCAGAGUAGUUUCAAAGAUGCCCGCCUAGAUGAGCCACAUAUUUUAGAAAAGUGCAUUAAAAAUAGCCCCUGGGGGCCAGGUGUGGUGGCUAAUGCCUAUAAUCCCAGCACUUUGGGAGGCCAAGGCGGGUGGAUUACCUGAGGUUCAAGACCAGCCUGGCCAACACAGUGAAACCCCGUGUCUACUAAAAAUACAAAAAUUAGGUAUGGUGGCGCAUGCCUGUAAUUCCAGCUAUUCAAGAGGCUGAGGUACGAGAAUUGCCUGAACCCAGGAGGUGGAGGUUGCAGUGAUCUGAGAUCAUACCACUGCACUCCAGCCUCGGUGACAGAGUGAGACUCUGUCUCAAAAAAAAAAAAAAGGCCCCCAGGAAGUACUGAUGUCUGUCUGCAGUUUACUUGAGGUGCUCCUGAAGCAGGAUGGAGACAUGGAAAUACAGUAAAAUGUUUUGGUAAAAUUUAGGUACUGGGUAUACGAGUGUUCACUGUGAAGUCCUCUUAACAUUGCAAUAUGUUUAAUGUGUUUCACAAUAAAACUGUUGGGAAACGAG